UCUGCCCUGCGCAAAACUUUACUAAAUAAAGGUUACAAUGUAAUCGGUAUUUCUCGGACACCAGGAAAGGGAUCAAUGAUGUCAUGGGUAACUUAAAAAAUGAUGAUAUAGUACAACAGGGAUUGCCACCGUGCAAAGCAGUCAUAAAUCUCGCCGGGGAGAACUUGCUGAACCCAGCAAAGCGGUGGAAUGCUGAUUACGUAAAGAGCCUGUAUGAUAGCAGAAUAGAAACAACACGAACACUUGCAACGGCAAUAAACCAAGCAGAAGAGAAACCAAGUGUUUUCGUAUGUGGCUCAGCUGUAGGUUACUAUCCACCCAGCGUCACCACUAGGUACACCGAAGCUAGUCCUGGCGGCGAAGGAGAUUUUAUGGCAGAGCUUUGCAAAAAUUGGGAAGCUGCUGGAAAAUUACAGGAUGAGUCUGGAGUAAGACAUGUCAUUAUUAGAACAGGUGUAGUGUUGGGAAGGAAUGGAGGAAUGAUCCAAAGUGCAUUCCUGCCGUUUUUCCUGGGACUCGGCGGAAGAGUGGCCUCGGGAGAACAGUUCCUGCCCUGGAUUCACAUCGACGACAUCGUCGGCAUAUUUGUUCAUGCCGUGGAGAACGAUCACGCAAACGGCGUUUUCAAUGGCGUUGCGCCGGAGUGCUGCACAAACGCGGAAUUCACGCGAGCGUUCGCCUCCGCGAUGAGACGACCCGCCUUCUUCCCCGUCCCCGAAUUCCUGCUCAACUUCGUCUUCGGCGAAGAGCGGGCAAAAGUGAUGACGCGCGGUCAGUGUGUGGUGCCGCAGCGCGUUCUGGAGACUGGUUACGUUUACAAGUUUGCCGAUAUCCGCUCGGCGUGUGACCAAUGUGCUCAUCUCGCAUAGACGACUUUAGCGGGAAUGUCAGUCGAGAUUACCAAUAUGGAUCGAUUGUCGGUUUUGUAAACAGUUUCCACAAGAGUCACUUUUAAAAAAACGAAUAGUGUAUAUGGCUGUAAUAUAGUGUAAAAAUUUGAAGACUGAGAUUGAUAUAUUUAUAUUAAAGGGAUCGUUUACUCUAGGUUCUAGGGUUAUUUUUAGUUAAUUUAGGUUAAAAUUAU
Messenger RNA from Priapulus caudatus, 1084 nucleotides. RefSeq names its product epimerase family protein SDR39U1-like. The transcript has 5 exons. Lineage: Eukaryota; Metazoa; Priapulida; Priapulimorpha; Priapulimorphida; Priapulidae. The coding region runs from base 84 to 869 and encodes 261 amino acids. The record is from RefSeq and is a predicted model, not a curated record.